GUCCAAACGUUGUUUGGUCAUCAACAACGGCAAUGCAACGUUGGCACAACAAAGUGGCCGUGGUUAGCGGCGCCAGCGCUGGCAUUGGUGCUGCCUGCGCCCGUGCCCUGGUCGGUGCCGGUCUGGUGGUUGUCGGCUUGGCCCGUCGCCACCAGCGCAUCGAACAGAUGCGAUUGCAAUUGCCGCUCGCUGAACAGAAUCGCUUGCAUGCCUUGCGCUGCGACAUAACAUCGGAGUCGCAGGUGCUCGAUGCCUUUGAGUGGACGCAACGCGAAUUGGGCGGCGUCCAUGUGCUGGUCAGCAAUGCGGGCAUCAUGGCAGCCAGCACUGAGCUGAGCGGCGCCACAAAUACACAGGGUAUACGCGACACCAUCGACACGAACAUUAUGGGCACUGUGUACUGCAUACGCGAGGCAUUCCAAUCGAUGCGGCGGCGCGAGACCGAGGAGGGACACGUGAUCAUCGUGAAUAGCGUUGCCGGGCAGCAGGUGCCCAAUUUGGGGCCGCUGUUGCCAUCGCUCAACAUCUAUCCGGCUAGCAAGUUUGCGUUGCGUGCCAUGCAGGAGAUCUAUCGACAGGAAUUUCAGCGCCACAAAACCCGUGUACGGGUCUCGACCAUCAGUCCGGGCAUUGUCGACACGGACAUCCUGCCCGAGCAGCUGCAAGGCAUCAUCAAGCAGCAGAUGCCGAUGCUGAGCUGCAAGGAUGUCGCUGAUGCCAUACUCUGGACCAUCGGAACGCCAUCCAAUGUGCAAGUGAGACUCUUUGAUGGACAAUGCUUAGCAUUCAAUACUUGGAUGAAUUCACAGCGCCUGCUUUAAAUAGUCUCAUUUACCCAUCCAUACUUGAUAUAGGCACCGUUCCGAUAUUCAAAAGAAAUAAUUUAGUGAUUAAAUUUGUCGUCAUAAUUGUGAAAGUGGUGUUUUUAUUGCCAAAUUUGCAAAUGAGAAAGCUUUGCACACCCAAAUGUAAGCGGCUUGGCGAUAAGCUUUAAUUGCGAAUAAAAUAAUGUGGUAAAAUAA
Messenger RNA from Drosophila grimshawi, 1022 nucleotides. RefSeq names its product farnesol dehydrogenase. NCBI's taxonomy places the organism in Eukaryota, Metazoa, Arthropoda, Insecta, Diptera, Drosophilidae. Gene Ontology annotation, molecular function: oxidoreductase activity. Bases 33 to 821 code for a protein of 262 amino acids. The transcript has 3 exons. The record is from RefSeq and is a predicted model, not a curated record.